AACGAAAGCAACCAAAAAAUUAAAAAAAAAACACCCCAUUUGUGAAGGCGCCCUUUCUCUCCUCCUUUUCCCUCGACACUCUCACUCCAUCGCCGAUACUCUCUCUCUCUCUCUCUUCAUCGAUCAGAGCUCUGCGUUGCGUCGCUCUCACGGACUUCUCUUCCUUUAUCGAUUUCCAUCAUUACCCCCAACACCCAGAAAGAAGUUCCAUCGAUUCAACCUUCUCCCGAUCCGCCAUCGCCAUUUUCAAGAAAGAGAUAGAGAAUCCGAAAAUUGGUGAAAUGGCGGAGGAUAAAGCCGUCGGAGGAGAAGGCGACAAGAAGGACGCUGCUGCGGCGGCUGCAGCGCCUGCGGUUGCGAAGAAGAAGCGCCAGGGAAUUUUGUCCAGAAUGUUCAGUGGGAUCUUCCGACUACACGGCGACGAUUUCGAGAAGCGGCUUCAGUACAUUUCGAAAGAGGAAGCCACUGUCCUCGCUAGAAUGCAGAGGCGGUCCAUUACUUGGAGGCGCAUGGCCAGAAAUCUCAUUCUCUUCUCCGUCUUCUUUGAGGUUAUUGCAAUUGCUUAUGCUAUAGUAACGACGAGAGCGACGGAUUUAGAUUGGAAGAUGAGGACAUUUCGUAUUCUGCCCAUGUUUCUUUUGCCUGCUAUAUCUUCUGUUACUUAUUCAGCGUUUAUGAGCUUCACAAAGAUGCGAGAUCGCAAGGACACCAAAACCCUGGAAAGGCUUCGGGCUGAAAGGCAAGCAAAAAUUGAUGAACUUAAAGAGAGGACGAAUUAUUACAGUACUCAACAACUGAUUCAGAGAUAUGAUCCUGACCCAGCAGCAAAGGCAGCUGCUGCAACUGUCCUGGCAUCAAAGCUGGGUACAGAUUCAGGCUUGAAGUUUUUUGUGGGAGAUGAAACUAAGGGUAAUGUCUCAACAGGGAAAAGCCAUGAUGUUGAACUUGUCCAUUCUGGUGAACUUCGAAACCGUAAACCAGUACACACCAGAUCUAAUAGUACAGGGAGUGUUCCACUGAAUCCUCUUGAAGAAGAGACACCUCGUUCUGCAAGGUCCGAUGGUGCUCAGACUUCUGAGUAUAAUCAGCUAGUUGUUAGUCAUCAUAAUCCUCAAGGAUCAUCUCCACAGGAUGGAGGAUGGAUUGCUCGGAUUGCAGCAUUACUUGUGGGUGAGGAUCCAACACAGUCUUAUGCGCUCAUAUGUGGCAACUGUCAUAUGCACAAUGGGCUUGCUAAGAAGGAAGAUUUCCCUUACAUCACUUAUUUUUGCCCGCACUGUCACGCCUUAAAUCAGCCAAAACAUCUGGAAGGGAGUACUUCUGGUUCUAACACCCCUAGUUUGGGCAAUUUGGGAGCAGGGGUCAUCGGUGAGCCGACAAAGCAAGCAAGUGAUUCCCUGGAUGACAGUGUACUCACAAGUACCAGCCCGGUCAAAGCUGGUUCAGAGAUUGAGGAAGUAACCGAAGGGCCUGCAUUGGCCGAUACAGUUCGUUUAGAAAAACAUGAGUAGGGUUAAGAUGUUCUUUUCUUCGAUCUGGCCUUGUUUUCCCCUUGUAGGUUUCUGCUGGUGGAUUUAUAUAUGAUUGUUGUGUUACUCAUGUACAAGAAAAUGUCAGAGGUGCCUUGCCAGAAACUUUCCGGGCUUUAAGGUCAUAGAAUACGCAGAUUGGUUGUAACUUCGAGGCUUUAUGAUCGUACAACACGCGGAUUGAUUGUAAUUUUGUGCAUCUUUGAGCUUUCAUUUUGUUAUUUUCUUAUCUUGUUCAAUUGUUGGAGCUGCUAUACAGUUAGGGUUCAUAUACAGAACAAAUUCAAACUUUAGUGCUACUGCAAGUGAUACAGAAGAGUCUUGCUUGAGUGGUGAGGUUUUGCUACAUUUUAUUUGUUUAUUAUUAUUAUUAUUAUUUUGA
Messenger RNA from Malus domestica (apple), 1911 nucleotides. RefSeq lists its product as uncharacterized. Gene Ontology annotation, biological process: endoplasmic reticulum tubular network organization. Gene Ontology annotation, cellular component: endoplasmic reticulum tubular network. NCBI's taxonomy places the organism in Eukaryota, Viridiplantae, Streptophyta, Magnoliopsida, Rosales, Rosaceae. The record is from RefSeq and is a predicted model, not a curated record.